AUGACCAAGAAGGCCUCUGUGGAAUGCAACUUCUGCCAUGGUGUUUACAUUGGUGGUAUUACUCGAAUGAAGUACCACCUUGCAAAUGUCAAGUGUCAAAAUGUCGUUUUGUGCCAACAAGUUCCAGCUGAUGUGAAGCAAGAGAUGAGGGAGCUGAUCUCAAGGAAAGAUGAAGCAAAGGAAAAGAAGGCAAGGGAAUCAGCAAUAUGCGGAAGUGAUGUCAAUUUGGAUGCAAAUGAUGCUAGGGCUGCUGAUGAAGAUGACAUCUUGGGCGGUGGUAGUGGGGGUGGUUUGCUUGUAUUAUUAGGGAAACGACAGAGUAAGGGCAACACAUAUGGUUCUAUGGAUAAGUUUCGCACCAAGUCAACAGAAGAGGUUGUGACCGCAAGGAAGGGGGAAGGCUUUUCUACAAAGUUGCAAACCAAGUUGUCCACUCAAAGAAGGGAAGAGAGGCGGGUUCGUGCUUGUGAGUAUGUUUGUCAGUUCUUCUAUGAAGCCGGAAUUGCCCACAAUGCAGUCUUGCUUCCAAGCUUUGAACUUAUGCUUGAAGCGGUUGGAGCGUUCGGGACAGACAUGAAAGGCCCCACUCCUUAUGAAAUGGGUGGCCCUUACUUACAUAAGAGCAAGAAGACGGUCGAGGAAGGAUUUGCUGGACAUAAAGAAGCAUGGAAGCUCACUGGAUGUACCGUCACGACAGAUGCAUGGACAGACAAAAGAGGAAGGGGAGUGAUGAAUUUGGUAGUUCAUAGUGCCUAUGGCGUUGUUUUUGUUGAUUCUGUGGACUGUCCAGAUGUGAGAAAAGAUGCCAAGAUGAUAUUUGAUCUUGUUGAUAGAUGCAUAGAAGAAAUUGGGGAGAAGAAUGUCGUUCAAGUUGUAAUGGAUAAUGCCUCAGUCAAUAUAGCAUCAGCAGUGAUGAUGAAAGUGAAGCGUCCCUCCCUAUUUUGGAAUGGUUGUGCAGCCCACACAAUUGAUUUGAUGUUGGAGGACACAAGGAAGCUUCCUAUAAUCGAACAAACCAUUGCCAAAGGGAAGGUUGUGACUGUGUUCCUUUAUGCGCAUACAAGUGUUUUGGCAUUAAUGAGAAAAUUUCUUGGAAAAGACCUAGUCCACUCUGGUAUUACUUGGUUUGCAACAACAUAUUUGAACUUGAAGAGCUUGCAGGACAACAAAAAAGAGCACCACCUAAAAAAGGCAAAGGGGAAGAACGCAGCUAAAAUCAUUCGCUCUGAAACUUUUUGGAAAGCAGUAGAUACCGCUGUCAAUUUCUUUGAGCCAAUGGCAAAUCUUUUGAGGAGGAUGGAUAGCGAUGUUCCGGCAAUGGGUUUUAUGCAUGGUUGUAUGUUGGAUGCAAAGAAAGAGAUCUCCGUGAGGUUUGACAAUGACAAGUCUCGCUUUCUGGAAGUGUGGGACAUCAUUGACAAGAGAUGGGACAACAAGUUGAAGACUGCAUUACAUAUGGCUUGA
Molecule: messenger RNA, 1464 nt
Organism: Aegilops tauschii subsp. strangulata
Lineage: Eukaryota; Viridiplantae; Streptophyta; Magnoliopsida; Poales; Poaceae
Source: RefSeq, a predicted model, not a curated record